Malaya genurostris is the source of this 6121-nucleotide messenger RNA. RefSeq names its product anion exchange protein 3 (gene Ae2). NCBI's taxonomy places the organism in Eukaryota, Metazoa, Arthropoda, Insecta, Diptera, Culicidae. Bases 730 to 4794 code for a protein of 1354 amino acids. Gene Ontology annotation, biological process: bicarbonate transport; regulation of intracellular pH; transmembrane transport. The record is from RefSeq and is a predicted model, not a curated record. Gene Ontology annotation, molecular function: solute:inorganic anion antiporter activity; monoatomic anion transmembrane transporter activity. The transcript is spliced from 12 exons. Gene Ontology annotation, cellular component: plasma membrane.
UUUUUACAUUUCUCGUGAUUAGUUUUGCGCCACGCGAAGCGCGAUCGGUCGAGUCGAGUCGUGUCGAGUCGAGUGCUCUUUCUGCAACUAGACCAUAAAUUGCAAAUAUUUAACCAAAACCGGUUGGGGUCGAAACGAGUUCUCUAUUAUUUGGCCAAAUACGAUAUUGAGAGCUGCGGCGUGUCCAAAGUUUUAGAACAAAACUGUUGCUUUUGGUACAAUCUUCGUUGGUUUUGGUAAAAGGAAGCGGUAUUGGCUGCUGCCAUAAAUCAUUGACCCAUCGGAAUCUAGUGAUUUAGCUUAGUGAAGGUGUGGCGAGCAUUUAAAAAUAAUCUCACUUGCUGUAGUCUGUCCUCGAACGGCCGAUAGGGAAUUGCGUGCUGCUAUCUGUUGCUAGUAAAGAGUUGACCUCCUAUUUCGGUGGGGCGGUCCUUCGGUGCUGAAAUUUUCCGCUAUUCUGGAUGUAGUAGUGAUCGAGCGGUGAGAGAGUGCUAGUGGAAGAAAGCACACGUGAAAGUGUAACGAAAUAGGAGUAAAACGUGUUGGUGCAAAAAAAUCUUCAACCAAGCUGUAGGCCCAUCUGUAACGAAAAUGAAGCUGAAGAUUUCCACAAGUGUUUGAAUGAUUGAAGCACGCGAUAAGGGUGAAAAGUGAUAAAGAAUAUCAGAAGUGAAUACAUAUAGAAAAGCUGUAGUUCGAAGAAUUAAGUGAGAAGUGAAGUGAAUAAAAAUGAGCCGGCGCGAUAACAACGUGAGGAAACUGUCCUUUCUUGGUUUCAAUACAAAAGAGACGAGCAACGAUGACCCGGACACGGUGCAGCUGGAUGAUGAAAUGGAAAAGGUGUUCGGUUCGGUCGGUACCGACAAGGAAAAGUUCGAACUAAAACGACUCAAGGACGAUGUGCUGGUCGAUAACUCGCCCCUAAAGUACGACGAUACGCCGCACCGCACAGCAGACCAGCGACCGCUACUGAAAGCAUCCAACCAACGCCCGAUGGACGGCACAGCGGAUCCGGCUGGCAAUAACAAUGGCUCGCCGCCAACAACUUCCCCGACCAGUCCGAUAUCAUUGUCCUCGAAGAGCGGAAUCACCACCAAAGCGUCCUACGAUACCACCCUGGCGGACAAUUCGUCCAAUGAUUUUAGCGAAACUGUCCAUGACGAACCGCUGGUGGACCACGGGACGCUGCAGGGGGAACAAUGGGAUUCGAAUGCAAGACGAAAUGUUCGCUUUGAUAGCAAAGAUCGGGACACCCAGUUUGAGGGAUUGCAGAUUGAGGACAGCAAUGAAGAACGCAGACGACGUACGGAACGUCACCAUCAUCACAAGUCGAGAAAAUUCUCUCUGCAAGAAUACCACCCCGAAUGGAGACGCACUAGUGGUGCCGAAGGAAUAAAUUCCAACACUAGACGUGUUUCUGUGCAACCGGAGGACGCAGCACUGCAGGAGGCUGACAUCGAUGAGUUAACGUCGCAUCGUUCGGAUGACCCACGGGCGCUUCGCCGUCAUAAGGUGAGCGCCCAAUCACAACAGAGUGGACCCUCGGUGGUUAACAUAAACCGGAAGGAGGGAGAUAAACUGCACCAGCUUAUUCCGCCUAAUAAGUUCAAAAAGAUGUACGAUCACAGCCCUCACGAAGUGUUUGUUCAGCUGGAUGAGUUAACCGGAGCCGGUGAGGAGCGCGAGUGGAAGGAAACGGCCCGUUGGAUCAAGUAUGAAGAGGAUGUUGAGGAAGGUGCCGACCGUUGGGGUCGCCCUCACGUGGCCUCGUUGUCGUUCCAUUCUUUGCUAAAUCUUCGACGUUGUCUCGAAACCGGCGUAGUGUUGAUGGAUUUGGAUGAAAAGGAUCUUCCUUCGGUCGCGUAUCGGAUUGUGGAACAGAUGGUUAUAGACGAACUAAUCCAUGAAGAUGACAAACCGGUGAUCAUGCGUGCUCUUCUACUUCGACAUCGACACGUCAACGAACACUCCCACGGUGGGUUCCAUUUCGGUCCGAAACGGAAAUAUAGCAGUUACAGCAGCCUACAGUCGCUGACCCAACCGGUGGAGAGUAACAACGGUGAGGUAAUAGUCGGAGUACGAAGGCUCAACUCGGUGAUAAGUCCUACACAAAGCUAUACCCUUAGCCCACCCUCGCUAAAUCCCGAUAGUAGUCCCGCCGCGGCAUCCAAACAGGACCACCAGCAGUUCCACCGACGAAGGCUUUCCAGCAAAGGAAGCUUCACCGGCGGAAGUCGCCGUCAUUUUUUUCAGCAACAAUCUUCACAAAAACAUGCCCGCAAAAAACGAGCCGGAAGCUAUGACAGCGGGCAACCGGCGCCCGUGGCCACCGUCACCAGUGCCGCCGGAAUGCGUCGGAACAACACAUCCCUGACGCUGACAACUAGUGUCGACGACAAGAAGGUUCGCACGGCACCAUCCAGUGACGUAAACGGCCACGGUCAUGGCGGUGAAACGAAAAUCAGUAUGCAAGAGGAAACGUACACUUCGUCGCAGGAGGACAUCAAAAUGCGCACACAGAAAGAAUCCAUCCUCAAGCGAAUUCCGGAAGGAGCGGAAGCGACAACGGUGCUAGUAGGCGCAGUGGAGUUUCUCGAACAACCGACGAUUGCUUUCGUCCGAUUAGCCGAAGGUAUUCCAAUGCCAAGCAUCACGGAGGUACCGAUUCCGGUACGUUUUUUGUUCAUUUUACUGGGACCACAGAAAGCGGAAUUGGAUUACCAUGAAGUAGGUCGAUCGAUUGCCACCCUGAUGUCGAACGAGCAUUUCCACAGUAUUGCCUAUAAAGCAGACGAUCGGAAAGAUUUACUCUCAGCAAUCAAUGAGUUUCUGGAUGACUCGAUCGUGUUGCCCCCUGGAAAGUGGGAACGGCAGUCGCUGCUGCCGUUCGAUGAGUUGAAGGCAAAAAGUGAUAUGAUCCGUAACAGAAAGAAAAAAGCAAUCACCGAGAGGAUCAAGAGUCAACAGGUCACACUGACUAGCGAGGAAGAGAAGAAGUUGCUAGCCGCCGCCGAUGAAGGUGAGGGCAAGAAACCUACGAAGAACCCGUUGGAGAAAACUAAUCGUCCGUGGGGUGGUCUGUUCAAUGAUCUAAAACGAAGAUACCCGAUGUACAUGAGUGACAUUACGGAUGGUUUGAACACAGAAACUCUCGCAGCAACUUUGUUCAUGUACUUCGCUGCACUUUCCACGGCCAUCACGUUCGGUGGUUUAUCGUCGGAUAAAACCCACAAUCUAAUCGGUAUAUCAGAAACAUUGGUUUCUGCGUCAAUAGUCGGAGUAGUGUUCCACGCGCUGUGUUGUCAACCUUUGGUUAUUAUUGGAACUACCGGUCCUUUGCUUUUGUUCGAUGAGGCCUUGAAUCAAUUCUGCAUUGCUAACAACUACAGUUUCCUAACUGUACGAGUUUAUGUAGGAAUUUGGUUAGCCAUCAUUGCACUGCUGGUAUCCGCCUUCGAGGGAAGCGUCUAUGUACGGCUUUUUACGAGGUUCACCCAAGAAAUUUUCUCUGCACUGAUCACACUGAUCUACCUGGUAGAAACGUUAAUGAAACUCAUCUACGUAUACAGAAGAAAUCCACUUUAUGCCGAAUAUCGCUACCAGAAUAUGACAGUCAUCCCACAGCCGUUGCUGGAAACCGAAUCGAACUCAACAAUCGACCCGUCCGUCAGUAUACUAGCAGAAAGUCUAACAGCGAUCGUCAACACUACAAUGGCAGCAAUACCUGAGCUGAAGGAUAACUUAUUGAUCCCAUCCGAUAGUUUUGGACCGAAAAACCAACCGAACACUGCACUUUUCUGCACAAUUCUUACACUGGGAACCUUUUCGUUGGCUUAUUAUUUACGGCUCUUCAGAAAUUCACACUUCUUAGGACGAAACGCUCGGCGUGCUCUUGGUGAUUUCGGAGUACCGAUCUCGAUUGCUCUCUUCGUUCUCGUGGAUUUCAUGAUUCCUCAGGUGUUCACCGAGAAGCUCAGUGUACCGGAAGGGCUUUCGCCAAGUGACGCCACCCGCCGCGGAUGGUUGAUUCCCCUAGGAGGUGUUCCCGGCUGGAUGCCGUUCGCGGCCGGCGUCCCAGCCAUGUUGGUGUACAUUCUGAUAUUCAUGGAAACACACAUCUCCGAACUAAUCGUCGAUAAACCCGAACGGGGACUGAAAAAAGGAUCGGGACUGCACGUGGAUAUUGUUUUGCUAUGUUUCCUGAAUACGAUGUGCGGAUUUUUCGGCAUGCCGUGGCACUGUGCAGCAACCGUACGGUCGGUUACGCACGUUUCCGCUGUGACGAUCAUGUCGAGAACUCAUGCACCCGGUGAAUCUCCACACAUCAUCGACGUCAAAGAGCAACGUAUCUCGGGAUUCGUCGUUUCACUGAUGGUCGGCUUGUCGGUCACAAUGGCGCCAAUCCUUCGGCUCAUCCCGAUGUCUGUACUCUUCGGUGUAUUCCUCUACAUGGGAAUUGCAUCGAUGAGUGGCGUGCAGUUCUUCGAUAGGUUGCGAUUGUUCCUUAUGCCGGUCAAGCACCACCCGCAGGUGCCGUUCGUUCGACGAGUACCGACCUGGAAGAUGCACAUAUUUACGACGGUUCAGGUUCUUGCCUUGGCUAUGCUGUGGGCCGUAAAAUCAUCGUCCUACUCGUUGGCUUUCCCAUUCUUUUUGAUUCUGAUGGUUCCGAUCCGGAAGCAAUUGGACAGACUUUACAGCCCGCUGGAGCUACGAGCGCUCGAUGGAAGUCAACCCAACGAAGGAGCAGAAGACGAACCGGAUUUUUACGAACAAGCACCAAUCCCAGCCUAAACCCACGGCUGCAACUACUGAACCCGAUGGAAAAAUUCGAUUUCAAAUCAACUUUUGUUAUACUAGCUUGUUUGAACUGGCAGUUGGUUACGCUAGGAAAAAAGUCUAACAGGAAAGAAAAAAUAGUACAUGAUUUCACUUAUUUACAUCCUGCCACGGUAGGUUUAAUGAAAAAGUACUAUUCGUCGAUGCAUUAUUAUAUUGUUAACACAGCAACUCGAUGGGACGAAACUUCUAUGAAGUGCAUUAAUGUUUUUUUGUUAACUGUUUGAUAGGUACACACAAACAAAAAUGAAUUGAUAACCCUUAAGAGUCUAUAUAUUUUUCUAAGUAUAAAUUUUAAUUCAUAUAACAAACUUGUGUGUAGCACAUUAAAAGUUUGUAUAAAUCGGUAGAAUAUCUUUAGUGAAAAUUAUAUUCGUAUUAAACAAUUCUUUAGGUAAAAUUCGAAACAUUCGUCAAAAUCAAAUCAAAUUAGGGCACAUAUACUAUCCUAUUGAACCUUUUACCUUUUCAAACGAAUUAGAGCUUUCCUUUUUAUGAAGUUGUAAGAUUAUCGCGCAAUAUAAGCAUUACAAACUACAAUAAAUGCAAACUGAAUGGAAGAAUAUCUGAAGGAGUGUGCAACUAUCUGUGAUCAGUAUUACUUACAAGUUUAAAGAGUGACAUACCUAAUGCCAACACCCUUAGUACCCAGAUCAACCCACUUCGAGCGGAACAAUAUGAACAGGAAUGCAAAUUUGUUUCUACACGAUGUACUGACAGUAAAAAUCAGGAAAUGCUUCAAACAGAACUUAACCAUCGGCAAGGAAACCAGAGAGAAUAUAUUUUAUGAUGUUUAUGGUAGUGCAAUUAGCUGAAGUGGAUAGUUACAGAAAAUGACACACUGAACGAAAGUUAUUGUAAAGUUGUGGAUGCCAUAAAUGAAAUCAUUCGAUGGAAUGUUACAAAUGAUUGUCAGAUGAAAAUAUAUUUUUUUUUAUGAAAGUACAAGUAAAAAUCAAAAAAUGGUUAAUAUUUUGCGUAGCACACACCGAAAGAAAGGAAGAAUUAACGUAUAUUCCAGAAACUUAUAGAUUUUCACUUACACAUAUGAAUAGUAGAUAGUACUUCAUAGCUCCUUCAAACCGAAAACACAAAUUUAAUAGAAAUCAUACUACUUACAAUAGUGAUAGUAAGACUUGGUCGAGCAGAAAACUCUUCCAAUUAAAAAAAAACAAAAACAAUACUUAACAAUUGAUGAUACUUAAGAACGCUUAACUACUUAGAGAUUAUAGACAACUAUAAAAGAAAAGAAACACAAAAUAUAAUCUUCUAUUAGGACGAA